Molecule: messenger RNA, 744 nt
Organism: Drosophila bipectinata
Lineage: Eukaryota; Metazoa; Arthropoda; Insecta; Diptera; Drosophilidae
Gene: E(spl)m4-BFM
Product: Enhancer of split m4, Bearded family member
Biological process (GO): sensory organ development; Notch signaling pathway
Source: RefSeq, a predicted model, not a curated record
GGAGGACCAGACAUCAUUCGAGCUCAACGCUUCGUACAGUACACAUCUCAGCUACACACAGCAGCUACACAACAAAUCCUUCAAAAUGUGCCAGAACAAGACCAACACCAUGACCAUCAAGUCGAACAAGAAGCUGUCCUACAGCGUCAAGAAACUGCUCCAGAAAAUCUUCAAGCAGCAGCAAGUCGAGGAGGAGCAGAACCUGAAGAACACCCUCAAAGCCAACUCCCUCGAGUCGCUCGAAUCCAUCGAGAACAGCCGCAACGCCGACCUCGAGUCCACCGCCUCCGUCUGCCUUUCCAUGGAGUCCUGCGAGAACGAAGCCAACGAGCGCCUCUCCGCCUCCUGCGACAUCGAGGACUACGAGCUGGAGCAACUGCCCACCGUCCCAGUUCACUUCGUCCGCACCGCUCACGGCACCUUCUUCUGGACCGCCGCCUCCGAUCUGCCAGCCGACAACGACCUGAUCGAGCCCCUCUACUGCAGCACCGCCAACGAGAUCGCUGUGGCUCAGUUCCAGGAUCGUUGGGUUCAGGCCUAAGAUCAACACCUCAAACCAUCUCCAGCGCAACCAUGUCUUCCAAUCUGGGAUCUCCAGCUUUAAUCAACGUCUUCCGUUAAUUUUUGACAAAACUUUACAAAAAUUAACAAGCAAGCCGACAACCUUCAGAGCUUUACUAAAAUUGUGAUAAAUUUUACUUAACAUUUAAAAAAACAAAAAAUAUAUUUACAAUUGAAAAGAAA